GUGUGACCGAGGCGCCAACUUCUUUGAAAACAGCAACAAACGACAUGGGUUGCCUUGCGGAAGAAGUGCUCUUACCUUGAGGCACUCCUGACUAGCACUUAAUGCUCCUCAGAAGCUAACCGUGCUUCAAGCUCCCUGCUUUCGUACUAAAUCUCUUGAACUUGAGGAUAGUUACAAUGCUAAUCGUUGACGCAUCCAGCUCCUGUGAUAUCUGCUUGGAGCCAUUUGAAUGGGAUUUCACACAAAGAUCGCCUCAUAUUAUCGACUGCGGGCACGUCUUCUGUGCAGAAUGCUUGCAUCAAGUUUUUCCUACCAAAUGUCCCCUCUGCCGCAAAUUAUAUCUUCCUAGUGAAAUACGCAAGCUCCAUGUCGAGUGUCGCUCUGAUGAUGACAAAGAAGAAGUCGACCUCCUCAAGGAAUUGAUCACAGCCUAUGAUUCUUCGGAAGAAGAUAUAUUGCGCCUCCGAAUUCGAGUAGACUCAUGGCUUUCAUCGCGAACACUUAAUGAGCAUAGUCCUCUUCGUCGAGCUCGCGACGCAUUGGAGCAAUAUCAACAGCUCAAACAAAAAAGGUUUCAGGAUCGAAGGAAGAUCAAAACUUUGGAAAGGGCUGCUCGGCAAUGGGAGAAAUCAGUUCAAGACUCCGCCACGAGGAAGGAGGCUGAAGCUGCGAUCAUGGAACAAACAUUGCGGAGCCAGCUCGCAGAGCACCAAGCACAGAUUACUCAGCUUCGUGCUGAGAUAGACAAAAAGCAAGCGCAACUCGACCGUAGCAAAUUGAAAAAAUCGACACCCAAGCCUCUACCGCUACCACAGGUUCUGACCCCCAUCUCUAAUCCUCUUCCUACCCCACCGCGAUUAGUCCGUGUCACCACAAAUAAAUCCACUUGGCCUGUCGAUCACAAAACCCGAAGUAAUACUAUGCCUCCUCCCCGGUUCCCCAUCCUCGAGCGCGAUGAUGGUUUUGAUGGUUUGGAGGACAACGCGGCAUACUUUACCUGUCGAACUGCUCCGUAUGCUUGGUUGGAUGAUGAGGAGUUUGGCGAUGAAUCGUCAUUACAGAGGCCAAUUAAAAAUGCCCAUUGUUAAAGAUGAGGAUUGUUUCUAAUCACUGCUGGUCAGGUUAUCGGGAUCCAUGAUGAUAUUUUAUGCGCUGUUGUACACUACCUAAUUUGAGGUCAUAGUAUUGUUCCGGGCGAGUGCACCAUGAAUUUGAA
Molecule: messenger RNA, 1216 nt
Organism: Lentinula edodes (shiitake mushroom)
Lineage: Eukaryota; Fungi; Basidiomycota; Agaricomycetes; Agaricales; Omphalotaceae
Exons: 6
Coding region: 177-1088 (303 amino acids)
Biological process (GO): protein ubiquitination; interstrand cross-link repair
Cellular component (GO): nucleus
Molecular function (GO): ubiquitin protein ligase activity
Source: RefSeq, a predicted model, not a curated record